Molecule: messenger RNA, 1809 nt
Organism: Polypterus senegalus (gray bichir)
Lineage: Eukaryota; Metazoa; Chordata; Cladistia; Polypteriformes; Polypteridae
Gene: mis12
Product: MIS12 kinetochore complex component
Exons: 2
Coding region: 252-896 (214 amino acids)
Biological process (GO): protein localization to kinetochore; mitotic sister chromatid segregation; kinetochore assembly
Cellular component (GO): chromosome, centromeric region; nucleus
Source: RefSeq, a predicted model, not a curated record
CUGACGUUUCGGCAGACGUUGUACGCCCAUUUUAAAGUUCACGAGUAAUGAUUCGCCAAUUUCCAUACAAGGGCGAGUCCUGUUUGCUAAAAGCUGCAUUAGAAGGGUCUUACCCGAAAUGGUAAUUAAUGUGUCGAUAAUCUGUUGGAUUGGCAUUGUGUUUACUAGUAGCGGAUUCGUUCACGGAGCACGUGUACGUCUAGAAGAGGAAGUUAACCAAAGGAAGAAGCAGAGGGCGGGAGAUUUCGAAAAUGGCGGAGUCUAGUGACCAAGUUAGUGUUUUAUCACCGGAGAUGGCGAAGUCACUGCAGCUCUAUGAAGCCCAGUUUUUUGGAUUUACUACUCACAGCAGCAUGAAUCGGAUUCAUAAUGCCUUCCAAGACUGCCUGUAUGAAGUUAUGAUAGCUGUAGAAACAGUAAUCCUCAAAAAUAUCGGAGGUUUUGAAGAUGAUAAUUCAUUGGCUAACCGUGUAAGAGAAUGUACUGAAAAGUUCUUGAAUUUCUUGCAGGGCCGUGUUGAUCUCAUCUCUAAUCGCAUAGAAUGUAUACUUAAGGACAGUGUCUUUAAGGUUCCACCCAACGUUUUAUUACCUGAAGAUGCUUCUCAUGCCAAGUAUCCUUGUGGAAAAGAAAAUAUUGCCAAGAUUGAAGACGAGUUGGCCAAGCUCCAACAGCGAUACCAGGCUGAGCUUUACACAAAGCAAGCCUUGCUUACUGAGAUGGAGCAACAGAGCUUGAUCUUAGCCAAGCAGGAAGGUAUGAUUAAUUGGAUCAAGGAAUUGAGAUCAGAAGACCUUGAGGGAGGAAUUGUAGGCUUGUAUGAAAGGCUGUAUUCUGUGAUGCAAACUAUUAGCCAUUUGUCAAAUGAUCUCCAGAAAUGUGCAGUUCCUCCAUGAAGUUUUUAAGUACUUUCACCUUCCUGUUAUAUAGCCAAUGCAAAAUCAGCAUAAAGUAAAAGUUUCCAUUGUCUUGUUGAUCAUGACUACCUUGUAACACAUUUACAAAAAAUAUCCCUUCAUUAACCUUUUGGUUUUAUAUAUAUAUAUAUGUAAUGUCUUUAUAUUCCAUUUUUUAAAUUUGUAAUACUUGUGUAAUUUCUGAACUAUAAUGAACUGUUUUACAUUCUGCUUUUCUUUAAACAGUGAGAGAACAUUUUUGUAAACAUGAUAAUGCAACUUUUUAUGGUUAUCCUACUGAUUGUGGUUUUUUUUUGGUGGUCUUAUGAUAAAUCAUGUCCUCUCUGUAUGUCCCAUAGUCCUUUUUGUAUGCAUUUAAUUAUUAUAGUGUUAGUGUAUGUAAAAUAUUAUGAAUUAGAUUACAUGUAUUUUAUAAGUCUUUACCCCACCCCUAUAUAUAAUAUAGUAGUACUGUUUCUUUCUUUAAAAUGUAAUUAAAAGUGAAUUUACAUAAAAGUUCAUUAAUUGCAUAUCAAAAACACUAUAGGAAGUUUAGGAAGGAUUAAGAAAAAUAAUCCGUUUAAAAGCACUACACUUUAAGUCAAAAACUGAUCACAGGACCUUCUGAUAUUUUUCCAAAUGUGCGCCAUAGACCAGCAGGAGUGAAAUGAAAGACUUGCAUGCAGCUUCACAAAUGCUGGCCAUUAGUAAUCCAAUCUACUCACCAUGGACUGAAGAUUCAACUAUUCUAGCUAUUCUGCCUGGCCAUGACCCCGGGUUUUGGUAUUUAACUCUACAGUAUGUCUAAUUCACUUUUGGCUUCAUGAGGGGUGCACAUGUCAGUACUUAACCUGCUUAUUUUCCAAUCUGUUAUAUAAAGACUUGAAUUAAAAAAAAAAAAAAUAAUAAUAAA